Tilletiopsis washingtonensis is the source of this 1832-nucleotide messenger RNA. RefSeq names its product putative high affinity ammonium transporter. Gene Ontology annotation, cellular component: plasma membrane. Gene Ontology annotation, molecular function: ammonium channel activity. Gene Ontology annotation, biological process: ammonium transmembrane transport. NCBI's taxonomy places the organism in Eukaryota, Fungi, Basidiomycota, Exobasidiomycetes, Entylomatales. The coding region runs from base 325 to 1767 and encodes 480 amino acids. The record is from RefSeq and is a predicted model, not a curated record. The transcript is spliced from 6 exons.
UAACCUGCUCAGGAACGCGCCGGCGCCGCCGCGCCGGUUGCCCUGCCACGGCGGUUGCGGCUGCGAUGGUGGAGCAGCAGCAGCGACGACGAGGAGCGAACCGGCGAACUCGCGCUGCAGUAGCGAGCUUGGCGCCAGGCUCAGGGCGCCGGCCGCUGCGUCGUGCCAAUCAGCGAGCAAUGAGGGGCCGAGAGAAGGCGCCGCAUGCAUCGGGAGCGUGCCUGGAACGGCGCCCCUGGACGCUCAUAAGAGGGCGUCGUUUGGCUGCGAGCCGCCUUCCGCACCGCACCCUCUCCCUCUCACCCACUCCCCAGUGCACGCAUCAUGGUCAACGUCACCACCAGCCCGGAGGGCAACAUGCUCACGUCCUUCGAGGGCACCGAGUACAUCUACAACCUCGGCGACGUGAGCUUCAUGCUCGUCGCCAGCGUGCUCGUCUUCAUCAUGACGCCCGGCGUCGCCUUCCUCUACGCCGGCCUGCUGCGCAAGCGCAGCGCGCUCAGCAUGCUCUGGCUCGGCAUGGCCGUGUACUCCGUCGUCUUCUUCGAGUGGGUCUUCUGGGGCGCCUCUCUUACCUUCUCGCGCGGCGGCUCGCCGUUCAUCGGCAACCUCGACAACUUCUUCCUCAUCGGCAUGGACAUCCAGCCGUCGACGGGCAGCGACUUCAUCCCGCAGCUGCUCUACGUCUUCUACCAGGCGCAGUUCGCCUGCGUCACCGCCAUGCUCGCUGCCGGCGCGUUCGCCGACCGCGCGCGCCUCGGCCCCGUGCUCGUCUUCAUCUUCUGCUGGACGACGAUCGUCUACAACCCCAUCGCCCACUGGUCCUGGUCGCUCGCGCCCGACGCCACGGGCUGGAUGGCCAACCUCGGCGCCCUCGACUUCGCCGGCGGCUCGCCCGUGCACAUCAGCAGCGGCACGGCCGCGCUCGCCAUCUCGCUCUUCCUCGGCCGCCGCCGCGGCUACGGCACCGACGCGCUCGCCUACCGCCCCGCCAACGUCGGCUUCAUCGUGCUCGGCACGGCACUCAUCUGGUUCGCCUGGUUCGGCUUCAACGCCGGCUCGGCGCUCGGUGCCAACCUGCGCUCGGUUCAGGUCGCCGUCGUCACCUUCCUCUCGGCCUCGAUGGGCGGCAUCACCUGGCUCCUGCUUGACUACCGUCUCGAGAAGAAGUGGAGCGCCGUCGGCCUCUGCUCCGGCGUCAUUGCCGGCCUCGUCUGCAUCACGCCCGCCGCCGGCUACGUCGGCUCGCCGGCGGCGCUGGCGUUCGGCGUCGUGGGCGCCAUCGCCUGCAACUUCGCCACGGGCAUCAAGACGCUCGUCGGCAUCGACGACACGCUCGACGUCUUCGCGCUCCACGGCAUCGGCGGCCUCGUCGGCAACAUCCUCACGGCCUUCUUCGCCGACAACCGCGUCGCGAGCUUCGACGGCUCGGACCCCAUCGACGGCGGCUGGAUCAACCACAACUACAUCCAGCUCGGCUACCAGCUGGCCGACAGCUGCAGUGCCAUCGGCUGGUCGUUCGCCCUCACGAUGAUCCUGCUCUUCGCCAUCGACCGCAUCCCCGGCAUGCACUUCCGCUGCAGCGAGGACGACGAGAUCGUGGGCAUCGACAUGACGCAGAUCGGCGAGGAGUGCUUCAUCAUCCCCAACGCGCCCGUGUACCGCGACAUCGAGAGCGGCGGCCUCGUCGCCGGCCACGAGCAGAAGAGCCAGCACUCGACCGGCAGCCAGGAGAAGGUCGGCGAGGCGCCGCAGCAGGUUGUCUAGACGUCUCGCCUUCUCCCCUGCUCCCCAUCUCACACCCUCUUUUUCUCCAUACCCCUUCUCUCGUC